UCAAUCUUUAUUUAUCUGAUUCUAUUGAGAUUUUUGAAUUUGUCAUUCUUAGGAUGUUUUACAAUAAAUAAAAAGUUAGGUAUAUUUAAAAGUGAAUUACAUCCAUGCGUACAGUUACCAAGUGUUGAUAUUUCUCUAAGUACUAUGUUUUUAAGAGUAACUUAGUUUAAAAUUUAUAUGUCGUGGACGUUACAAGUAUUUAUAAAACAACAAAGAUGGUCUAUUUUGCAAAUUUCACAUGGGACUGGAGAUAUAUAUGUGGUCCAGAUGGCCUUCGACCGUGGGACGAUGUAACGAAGGACAUUGGAAUCUGUUUUCAAGAAUUGUUUUUAGAAAUACCGGUGUACUUUCUACUUGCCAUUUUUUCAGGAUAUUAUAUUGGUUUAAGGAAACAUUGGGUAGUUAGAGAAAAAACACAAGAACGAGCAAUAACUUUACGUAGUUUCAUAGUAUUAGGCUUAGUAUUCAUUCCUAUUAUACAUUUAUAUAUAUUUAUAAGUAAUGACAAAGAUCAUCUAUACCCCAUUGAUUAUUUUACUGAGAGUGCGAAAUGUCUGGCGUGGAUCGUACACUUUGGUUAUAUCCUGGCCUUGAAGCAUCGCUUGGGGCAAAGUUCUCGAGGGCCCCUUUGUCAGCUCGUGCUAUGGAGUAUAAUAGUGCUAUUCAACGUAACAUCCUUGCGCAGCACCAUACUAACGGGCUCUUCAACAGCAUACAAUAUUGCCACCUUAUGUUGUCAUGUCCUAUACUUUCUUACAUUACUACCAUCAAGUGAUUCCCGGCCAACAUUCUAUUCACCAUGUCUUGUUGGUUCCCAACACUCUCAUAGUGAAUAUACUCCAUUACUGCCACAAAUUGAUGAAGGUGUCCUUGGGACUGCUAUGCAAGGCUUGAGUUACUGGUCUAAGCUAACAUUUUCGUGGGUGGAUCCACUAUUACAAAAAGGAUAUGAAAAGAAAUUACAGGAUGUUGAAGAAUUGUAUGAUAUACCAUCUAAAUACAGAUGCUCAUAUGUUGGAGCGAGGAUAGACAGGGCUCUUAUCGGAAAUGUUGAUAACUAUCAACAGUUUACAGAAGUUCCUCAUCAACCAUUUAUAGGCUCUAGCUAUGGGUCAACGGAUGACGUAACAGAGACCACUUCAACGGCUGUAACACCGACGUCACGUGUGUUGCUCCGUCCGUUGAGACGGCAGAACGUCUCUCUCUUUCGCGCCCUCCACAGUUGUUUUGCCCUACAGUUCUAUGGUAUUGGAGUCCUUAAACUGGUAUCCGAUAUGGCUGGGUUCGCUGGGCCGAUAUUAUUGAACAAAUUAAUCACAUUCAUUGAAGACGACAGCAUCGAUCAACACUAUGGAUAUGUCUAUGCUGCGUCACUCCUGGCGGCCACUGUGAUCGGAGCUUUAUUCAAUGUCCAUUUUAACUGGUUGAUGUCGAUCAUCGGUCUCAAGAUGCGAGGUGCUAUCAUCUCUACAAUCCUGAGGAAGACUCUUAGCGUGACGUCAACAGAACUGAACAGAGCCUUCUCGGUUGGGGAGAUAACUAAUUUCAUGUCAACUGAUACCGAUCGUAUUGUUAACGCGUGUCCAAGUUUUCAUGCAGUAUGGAGUAUUCCUUUGCAACUAGGUAUCACACUAUACCUUCUGUACGACCAAGUGGGUGUGUCUUUCUUAGCCGGCGUGGCGUUCUCAGUGAUACUAAUUCCCAUAAACAAAUUGAUAGCCAAUAAGAUUGGUGAUCUGAGCACCGAAAUGAUGAGAUACAAGGACGACCGUGUCAGUCUCAUCAGCGAUAUGCUCCGCGGUAUAAGAACAGUCAAAGUCCACGUCUGGGAGGACUACUUCAUCGACAGAGUCAACCAGGCUCGAAAGAAGGAGCUACAUUACCUGCGCGGCCGGAAGUACCUGGAUGCGGUUUGUGUAGUGCUAUGGGCGAGUACUCCUGUGUUGGUCGCCGCGCUCACUCUCGGCACUCACUCGCUUCGCGGUCUGACCCUCGAUGCACCCACGGUGUUUACAACUAUAGCCUUAAUAAACAUGCUGAUUGCGCCUCUAAACGCAUUCCCCUGGGUGUUGAAUGGUCUCACCGAAGCUUGGGUUUCUACAAAACGUAUCCAGAAACUUCUUGAUCUCAGGGACAUGGAUCUAGAACAUUAUUACGAUCGCCUCAACACCAACAGAGAUGAAGAUAAAAUUAUUAUAUUAAAGAACGCCACAUUUACAUGGGCUAAGCCGUCGGUUUGGAGGAGGGCGGCAUCGAAAUCUAAGAAAAACAAAGGAAAAUCUAAGAAGAAUUUAUCUAAAAGAAUCGACAGAACUGUCUCUGAAUCCUCUCAGGAAGGAACGGUCGAGCCGUUCAAAUUGAAGGAUAUUUCAUUGGAGAUCGGUAAAGGGGAAUUAAUAGGUGUGGUUGGUCCGGUCGGUAGCGGGAAGACAUCCCUGCUCCUCGCCAUUAUAGGUGACAUGAUUAAACAAAGCGGCGACAUACAAAUACCAGAGAAUCUCGACAGUUUCGGUUACGUAUCCCAACAGCCGUGGCUCAUUCGCGGUACAAUACGCGACAACAUUCUAUUCGGCAAACCUUACGACGAGGUCAAGUUCAGGACGGUGGUGGACGCGUGUGCUCUCACAGAAGACUUGAACGUUCUCGGCUGGAAUGCGUAUGUGGGUGAGGGAGGUUGUACACUCAGCGGCGGACAGAGGGCGCGAGUGGCGCUAGCGAGGGCUGUAUACCAGGACAAACAGGUAUAUUUACUGGACGACGUGUUAUCGGGCGUGGAUGCGUCGGUAGCACAACAUAUAAUGCAUCGCUGCGUGAUGGGUGUGUUGCGACACACCACACGAGUGUUAGUGACGCACUCGCCACGCCAUCUAGCGGGGGCGGCGCGGGCUCUGCUCUUACAGGAAGGACGGAUCGCCGCACUCGGUUCACCCGAAGCCGUUUUGAACGAAAUCGAAGAAUAUUUUCCCAGUGAAGCGGAUUCAUUAGGCGAAGAACCGGCUCAGAGCCGAGAAGAAGAGAAAAAACACGACGAAUCUGAUAACAUCAGUAGAAAUAGCUUAGACAAUGACGAAGCUAUGUCAGAAGGUUCAGUGGAUUGGUGGGUGAUCGGCCUGUAUCUCAGAUCAGUCGGAGCGUUUCUGACGACGUGCAUCAUAAUAUCGCUGGUGUUGAUGCAGCUGUCACAGAACUUCACUUUCGUCUGGCUGACGUUUUGGGUCAGGAACAAAACGAAGAAUUCGACCGCCUUCUUCAUAGACAAUGUCCACGAGAACACCACAGUACUGGAUCACGGUUUCAAUUUCGCUGACAAUAUCGUUCAUACGAUUGUAAAUACAUUGGCUGUUAUUAAUAGAGUCAAUAUGACCACUGAACGGUCGCCAGAUGUCGCUGGGACUGUCCUAGAAGUACCCAAGUUAAGACUGCCAUCGUACACUGAUAACUAUUAUCUAGAAGUUUAUUUCGGCUUAGCUGGUCUCAAUUUGGUAUUUACUAUAAUGAGGGCCUUCCUGUUUGCUUAUGGUGGUGUUAAAGCAGCUUCGAAGAUACACAGAAUUCUUCUCAAAGUCAUCGUCAAGGCUAAUGUUAAAUUCUUCGACAUAACUCCAGCGGGUCGUAUCAUCAAUAGGUUCUCGUCCGAUACAUACACAGUGGAUGACUCUCUUCCAUUCAUUAUGAACAUUCUGCUAGCACAAUUCUGCUCUCUGAUUGGAGCGGUUGCUGUAACAGUCUACGGUCUUCCCUGGUUGUUGGUCGGUGUACUUCCCAUGACUUUCAUCUACUACAGGUUACAACGUCGUUACCGAGUCACCUCCCGUCAGCUCAGGCGUCUACAGAGCGUCGCACUGUCCCCUGUUUAUGUACAUUUUAACGACACCUUAGAAGGCGUGAGCAGUAUCCGUGCGCUCGGCGGGUCGUCCCGCUGGGCUGCUCGCGGCGAGGAGGCGGUUGAACGCUGGCAGCGUACAGCGCUGUGUUCAACCGCUGCAGCACAGUGGCUGGCGUUACGUUUGCAGGCCGCGGCCGCUGCUGUUGUAGCCGCUGCAGCGCUGCUGGCCGCAAUGCAGCGUGCAACACACGCCGCUGAUCCCGGUCUCGUUGGCUUGGCGAUAUCCUAUGCCUUGUCUAUGACGUCGAUGCUCAGUAACGUACUGAACUCAUUCACAGAAACUGAAAGGGAAAUGAUAGCUGUUGAACGUGUAGGAGAAUACAUUACACAGGUGGAAAGUGAAAAGAUCGACGGUGAUCCCCCACCAUACGGCUGGCCGUCUCACGGUGUUGUCAGUUUCGAAGACGUUUAUUUGAAAUAUGGUAAUAACGGGUCAGCGUUGCGCGGCGUCUCUUUCUCAUGUUCGCCGGGCGAGAGGGUGGGAGUCGUUGGAAGAACAGGCGCCGGUAAGAGCUCUCUGCUGCGAGCCGCGCUACGACUGGCGAAUUGCAGCAGAGGACGGGUCGUCGUCGACGGAGUUGAUGUCGCCACGCUGAACCUACACGCUCUAAGAUCACGGAUAGGCAUGAUACCGCAGGAGCCUUUCAUAUUUUCUGGUAGCAUACGAGAGAACGUGGACCCUCUAGGUCAGUAUUUGGACGCGGAGGUGUGGCGAGCUCUGGACGCCUGCGGGGCGAGGGCGCUGGUGACGUCACACGGAGGACUCGACUCACCAGCCAUACUGUUGUCGAAAGGGCACGCGCAGAUACUGUGUCUUGUACGCGCGCUCUUGCAGAAAGCUAAGAUCCUUCUAGUGGACGAAGCAACAGCAAACUUAGACCAGGACACCGAGCGUGUCAUAUUAGACACUAUCAGGUGUUCGUUCAGCAGCAGCACGGUGAUGUUUGUGGCACACCGCGUGGCCGGAGUGCUGGAGUGUACACGUGUGCUCGUCAUGGGCGCCGGCCGCGUACUGGAGAUGCGAACCCCGGACGACGCGCUCGCCGACCCCACCUCCCACUUGUACCAACUAUUACAUCCUGUACAAUGAUGACAAUAUUAUAACAUUAAUACACUUGUCAAUCCCACAAAAUAUAUAUAUUUUGGCUAAUUACUCUAUAUUCCAAUAGCCGUAUAUAAGUAUUACUAUUCAUAUGACAGAUAAAAUUUACUUGUUUGGUGAAUAUUAUUAGAACUCUUUUAAAGUAAUAAUUGAUAAUUAUUUUAAUUUUUUCUCUAUGUAGCUCUAGAGUCAUGGUCUAGAGUCAAAUAGUUACAAGUAGUCAUAUUUCAGAUGGAACAGAUUUUAAAUCGAACAUAUCGCAAUAACAUUGGAAUGUUAAAAUAUUAACGUUAGUUAAGAAUAGAAUAUUUAAAUUCUUGCUCUGGUUUAAGUAGAGAUUUUUAAUAAAUUCCAAAGACAUUAGGCAUUUAAAUGAAAAAAAAAAUAUUGUUAACCUUAAAUUAUUAUAUUUCAGUGAUUAAUAAUUAAUGUGAUACAAACUCUAUGGUAAUGUUGAUUUUUAUAUAAAGUUUUAAGUCGAUGUGUCAAUUAUUAAUAAAUUUAAUGAGAACUAGUUUUAAAUACUAUUUAGUCAAUUGAUUUUGCUUGCUAUUUUUAAGUAUAUUAAAAAAAAUAUAUAUAAAAUAAUUAUGAUUUUUUUUUUAAUUUACAUUUAUUUCUUUUAUAUUAAAUCGCGUAAGUAGAUCUCAUUGCGUGAAGACUGUUCGCUUAAACAAGUUAUGUGCUUUGUAUAUUAUUUUUGUAUUAUCAACACGGUUCAUUCAUUGUAAGUGCAUGAUCCAAAGUUGCGUUAUUGUAACAGAAUGUAUGGAAUGUUUGAGAGAUAAAUAUAAUUAUAUCGAGAUUAUGUUCUGUGUUAAAAAUAAAUAACAUUAUUGUAAUGUAAUAAAUAAUGUCUACAGAUUUCGUUCUUCCGGUUUCUUGUAAGGAUAGUCGAUGUAGUCGAAAAUGUCUUCUUCUGAUGUGAUCGGCACCGGCUGUCCGUGGACACCUUGAUAGAAAUGUUGCUUUAUAAAUUGUAUUACAAAUAUAUGUAUUUGAAACA
Danaus plexippus (monarch butterfly) is the source of this 5994-nucleotide messenger RNA. RefSeq names its product ATP-binding cassette sub-family C member 10. Gene Ontology annotation, molecular function: ATP hydrolysis activity; ATP binding; ABC-type transporter activity. Gene Ontology annotation, biological process: transmembrane transport. Bases 216 to 4976 code for a protein of 1586 amino acids. Lineage: Eukaryota; Metazoa; Arthropoda; Insecta; Lepidoptera; Nymphalidae. The record is from RefSeq and is a predicted model, not a curated record. The transcript is spliced from 23 exons. Gene Ontology annotation, cellular component: membrane.